CAUUCCAAGAAACUAUAAGUCAGUUAUUAUAUUUGAUAAUAUUCAUUUAGCAAUCAAAAUUCACUCAUAACUAUAUUAAAUCGCCCAAUAUUUAUUCUCUGGUAGAUGUAAUAUUACUGUGGGAUAAGUUGAAAGUUAUUUUGUUUUUUAUUUAAUCAAGAAACUGUAUCGGAUCAUUGUUGUCUGGGAAAAAUUCAUAAAACGGAAUGAACCCAAACUGUGAAUAGUGACUUACUUAUCUUGUGAUAACGUGAAGUGUCCUGUUUGCAUUGAAAUGGAAGAUUUUCUCACAUAUGAACCGGUUUAUUCCAAUGAGCAACUUAAUCUCAUUGGACAAGAAUUUACUAGAAUGAAAGAUUCUGUCUAUUUGGAUCAUGCUGGAGCUACCCUGUACUCCGAAAAGCAAAUAAAAAACAUAUUCAAUGACCUAUCAACAUCAGUAUACUCAAAUCCGCAUUCACUUCACACUUCGAGUAAAUCAACAGAGGAUGCUGUAGAUGUGAUAAGAUAUCAAAUUUUGCAGCACUUCAAUACAACAAACAACGAAUACUCUGUAGUAUUCACUUCUGGUACAACCAGUGCUCUGAAGAUUAUCGCGGAAUGUUUCAACUACGGAGACGAGUAUCCCGGAACCUUAGCCCAUUUAGAAGAUAAUCACACGUCUGUACUUGGAAUGAGAAAUUUUGCGAAAAACAUUAAGGAAAUCAAAACAGAAGAGGCUUUCGUGCUGAUGUCCAAGAAAACCGAUAAGCCCUGCAGUGACAGUAACGGUGCCAAUAACCUUUUUGUAUACCCAGCCGAAUGUAACUUCUCAGGGACAAAAUUUCCCCUGGAUUGGAUCCACUGUGUUAAAAACGGCGCUUUGAAUAAACUGGUAGAAACUAAAAGUAAAAACUGGUAUGUUGUUCUCGAUGCCCCUGGUUAUGCGGCAACAAAUCAUCUAGAUUUAUCACUGUAUAAACCAGAUUUUGUGACAAUAUCAUUUUAUAAAAUGUUUGGAUAUCCCACCGGAUUAGGAGUACUGUUAGUAAGAAAAUCCAGCGAAGAACUAUUGAAGAAAACGUACUUUGGAGGUGGCACUGUUUCAAUGGUUUUGAGUUCCCAGAAUGUAAUGGUUCCUCGGAGCUCAUUUCAUGAAAG
Molecule: messenger RNA, 1140 nt
Organism: Leptinotarsa decemlineata (Colorado potato beetle)
Lineage: Eukaryota; Metazoa; Arthropoda; Insecta; Coleoptera; Chrysomelidae
Gene: mal
Product: molybdenum cofactor sulfurase
Biological process (GO): Mo-molybdopterin cofactor biosynthetic process
Molecular function (GO): molybdenum ion binding; pyridoxal phosphate binding; molybdenum cofactor sulfurtransferase activity
Source: RefSeq, a predicted model, not a curated record